UCCCAUUCUCACAUUGUCUUCUUUUUCAAUUGUUUAAAAUUUUAAAUGAUUCAGAGGUAAACAAGUUAAAUUUUUAAGAAAUGGCUUCUUUAGUUCUUCGUCUUCGGCAUAAGAAAAUUUCUUAUUUGGGGCUCUCUCACCUUCUAAAAGCAGAGAAAUUGGAGCCAUGUGAGGUGAAGCUUGAAUGCAAUGUAUUGAGACAUUACAGCAGUGAUAAUCGUAGAGCUAAGAUUGAUCUUACAGACUUGACUUGUCCUCAUUCGUGGUACCCGAAUGCUCGGAGAAAGCAGCGGAAGGUUUUUGUUCAUGUGGGCCCCACGAACAGUGGUAAAACAUAUCACGCUUUGAAGCGAUUAGAGUCGAGUUCAUCUGGGAUAUAUUGUGGUCCUUUGAGGUUGUUGGCAUGGGAGGUGGCAAAAAGGUUGAACAAUGCACAAGUUCCUUGUGACUUGAUUACAGGACAGGAAAGAGAGGAAGUUGAUGAUGCAAGACAUAAGGCUGUGACCGUUGAAAUGGCUGAUGUAAACUCUGAUUACAGUUGUGCUGUUGUUGAUGAAAUUCAGAUGGUUGGUUGUAAAACAAGGGGUUUCUCAUUUACGCGUGCUCUGUUGGGAAUUUCUGCUGAUGAACUCCACCUUUGUGGCGAUCCUGCUGCUGUUCCUCUUAUUGAGGAAAUACUAAAGGUGACGGGUGAUGAUAUCAAGGUUCAAUACUACGAGAGACUUUUACCAUUAAUACCAUUAAAAAGACCUCUCGGAUCCUUUCUUAAUAUUAAAACAGGCGAUUGCAUUGUAACAUUUUCACGUCGUGAAAUAUAUCGGUUGAAGAAAAAAAUUGAAAGCGCAGGAAAGCAUCUCUGUUCUGUUGUUUAUGGUUCGCUGCCACCAGAAACAAGAACAAGACAGGCAACAAUGUUCAAUGAUGCCAGCAGUGAAUUUGAUGUUCUUGUGGCCAGUGAUGCCAUUGGAAUGGGUCUUAACUUGAACAUCUCUAGAAUCAUAUUUUCAACAAUGAAAAAGUUUGAUGGAGUUGAGAUGCGAUCUCUAACAGUACCAGAGAUUAAACAAAUUGCAGGGCGGGCUGGAAGGUAUGGAUCAAAUUACCCAGUUGGAGAAGUGACUUGUCUAAGUGCAAAUGAUCUGCCCUUGCUUCACUCAUCGUUGGAAUCACCAUCUCCUGUUCUUGAAAGAGCUGGAUUAUUUCCUACCUUUGAUUUGAUGUAUAUGUAUUCAAGGUUACACCCAGAAAAAGGAUUUUACCAGAUAUUGGAACAUUUUGUUGAGAAUGCCAAAUUAUCUCCAAAUUAUUUCAUUGCUGAUUGUGAGGAAAUAUUGAAAGUUGCCGCUGUAAUCGAUGAAAUGCCACUUUCGCUGAAUGAUAAGUACCUGUUCUGUAUCAGCCCAGUUGAUAUGAACGAUGAGAUCUCGUCUCAGGGUCUUACACAGUUCGCUGAAAAUUACGCAAGGAAAGGCGUUGUUCGACUUAAAGAAAUAUUUACCCCAGGGACACUUCAGGUGCCUAAAACACAACAUGCACUUCAGGAACUUGAAUCUAUUCACAAGGUAUUGGAUCUCUACGUAUGGUUGAGUUUCCGAUUGGAGGAUUCAUUUCCAGACCAUGAGCUGGCAGCUUCACAAAAAUCUCUGUGUAGCCUGCUAAUUGAGGAGUUUCUUGAAAGAUUAGGAUGGCAGAAGCCAACAGCAAAGAGGCUAUCACCAUGGAAGAUUUCAACUUCUCUAUUGUCUAAACAUAAUUUUCAACAUUUGUAAAUAAUUCAUGUCAUGAAAAACAUCAGUUAAAAUCAAUAAAAUAUCCUUUUUAAUGCU
This is a messenger RNA of Mercurialis annua (annual mercury), 1826 nucleotides long. Its product is annotated as ATP-dependent RNA helicase SUV3, mitochondrial. Lineage: Eukaryota; Viridiplantae; Streptophyta; Magnoliopsida; Malpighiales; Euphorbiaceae. The transcript is spliced from 16 exons. Gene Ontology annotation, molecular function: RNA helicase activity; ATP binding; hydrolase activity, acting on acid anhydrides. The record is from RefSeq and is a predicted model, not a curated record. Gene Ontology annotation, cellular component: mitochondrial degradosome. Gene Ontology annotation, biological process: RNA catabolic process; mitochondrial RNA 3'-end processing. Bases 81 to 1769 code for a protein of 562 amino acids.